Durio zibethinus is the source of this 858-nucleotide messenger RNA. Its product is annotated as auxin-responsive protein SAUR76-like. The record is from RefSeq and is a predicted model, not a curated record. Gene Ontology annotation, biological process: response to auxin. Lineage: Eukaryota; Viridiplantae; Streptophyta; Magnoliopsida; Malvales; Malvaceae.
GGCCCCACUCAUGUAACCGUAUUUCAACCAAAUUUACAAUUUCACCCUUCCCCAACUCCUUUAUAAUGCCUUCCUUUUCUUCGAACACAAGCACCUUCUUUCUCUCUUCUCAGGCAAAAACAUCCCAAAGCUCUUUCAAAAUCCUUAAACCACCCAAAAAAGGAAAGACAAUGGCAAAAGGCAGCAACAAGCUAACGAAGCUUAAGUCAGUUCUCAAGAAGCUGAACUCAUUCAACAACAAGCAAAGCCGCCCGACAUCUAGCUCCGUUGUGGCGGCUUCGGAAAUCGACGAGGAAUCAUCGGCCAAUCUCCAGCCUGUCUACGUGGGAAAAUCUCGGAGACGGUACCUUAUUAGCUCCGACAUUAUCGAUAACCCUUUGUUCCGCGAACUCGCGGAACGGUCGGGCGAAAACGACACUGUCAUCAACGUGUCCUGCGAGGUUGUCUUGUUCGAACACUUGCUUUGGAUGCUCGAAAACGCUGAUCCUCAGCCUGAGUCUUUGGAGGAGCUUGUCGAGUUUUACGCUUGUUGAUUGGUUUUAUGAGAUCAAAAGAAAUGAUCCCGUGUGGUCAUUCGCAUGGUACCGAAGUUGUACAUUAUGUAAUGAUAAUAAUUUGAUUAGGCAGUGUAGAGGAAACAAGAAAUGAUUGUGGAGAGAACUAAAAGGGACUGCGCUGAUGAAAAAUCAGAAGAAGAUCAGAGAGAGUUAAUUUCAAUGGUGAGGAUCUAACCGAGUUCACGCCGGCUAAUCUGUAAGCCUGGUGGGGGAUUUAUAUAUGUGUAUCAUUGAUUGUUCAUUGUCAUAUUUUUUUCUUAUAAAAUUAUAUAAGAGAUUAAUGUUCGUUUUUCUUAUAAUA